GACAGAAACUUGCGAGCGCAUUAAAUACAAUACACAGACUUGUUAGGUGGUUGAGGGUGGGAAGAUAGGUAUCAAGGGUGUAUGGAAACCGUAUAAUCCGUACUGGAGGGCACCCCCCCGUGAGGCAGAUACGCGUAUCACCUUUGAAACCUCCCACUUUAGGACUCCCCGGUGGCGUAAUUUUGGUAACCCUGGGUAAUAAUAGCUGUACUCCGGAGUACAGCGGCCUGUAAGGAGGUAUUCUGUAUUCUGCCCAAACUCGCCGCCAAACCGCCCCACCACGCUUUGCAGACAAACCUCACUCAAGAACUUCAUCCUGUCCUCGACUUUUGUCGUCUGCGUCUGCCUCCUCUUCAACUUAAUUCUCUUCUCUGGAUUAUUCCCUCUCCAUUCUUCUCUCAUCUUCUUGUCCAGGAAUCUCUCCCUCCUCUUCUCUCUCCCUGCGUUCCGUGUGCCUAUCUUGCUGAUACGUUGAUAUCUCCUCUGCCAACUUCCUUCAAAGCUCAGCUGGAGACCCCUCUCUCCGCCUUAAAAAUUCCGCAUUAUUCCAGAUUUAUCCACCGCAAUCAUGGGGAGCUACACUGAUAUCGACCAAUUGGCCAUUAACACCAUCAGAGUGUUGGCUGUUGAUGCCACAUCGAAAGCAAACUCGGGCCACCCCGGAGCUCCAAUGGGUCUGGCACCCACUGCUCAUGUCCUUUUCAACAAAUGUAUGACCUUUAAUCCCAAGAACCCAAACUGGGUUAACAGGGAUCGAUUCGUCCUCUCGAACGGACAUGGUUGUAUGCUCCAGUAUGCUCUACUCCACCUCUUUGGGUAUGCUGUCUCGUUGGAUGACCUGAAGGACUUCCGCAAAAUUGAUAGCAUUACCCCAGGGCAUCCUGAAGCUCAUGAUACCCCCGGUGUUGAAGUAACAACUGGACCUCUAGGCCAGGGUUUCGCCAAUGCCGUUGGCCUUGCCAUCGCUCAAGCUCAUACUGGUGCCGUGUUCAAUAAGCCUGGCUUCAACCUGAUCGACAAUUACACCUACUGUAUCUUCGGCGAUGGCUGCGCCAUGGAGGGUAUUGCCAGUGAAGCGGCCAGCACUGCUGGUCACCUUCAACUGGGCAACUUAAUUUGCUUGUAUGAUGACAACCAUAUUUCUAUUGAUGGCGAUACCAACGUGGCAUUCACUGAGGAUGUCAUGAAGAGAUUUGAGGCAUAUGGAUGGCACACAAUUCAUGUCGAGGAUGGCGACCAUGACCUCGCUGGCAUUGAGGCUGCUAUCCAGAAAGCGAAGCAAGUAAAGGAUAAGCCAACCAUGAUUAAAGUCACGACCACCAUUGGCUUCGGCUCCAAGCUUCAGGGAACCGGUGGAGUCCACGGAAACCCCCUGAAAGCCGACGACAGCCAGAGUGUAAAGAAGCUCUUUGGGUUCGAUCCUGAACAGAGCUUCGUCGUACCCCAGCAGGUCUAUGAGCUUUACCAGAAGAAGGCUACCGAAGGCGCCGCCAAGGAGCAAGAAUGGAAUGCCCUUCUCCAGCAAUACGCAUCCAAGUACCCUACUGAACAUGCCGAUUUCGUCCGCCGUCUCUCUGGAAAGCUUCCGGAAGGAUGGGAGAAGCAUCUUCCUAGAUACUCCCCAACUGAUGCUGCAGUUGCCUCCCGCAAAUUGUCGGAGACUGUGCUUGAGAAGAUCCACGAUGUUAUUCCCGAACUUUUGUCUGGCUCUGCCGACUUGACUGGCUCGAACAACACGAGAUGGAAGAACGCCGUUGACUUCCAGCCACCAAGCACUGGUCUCGGUGACUGGUCCGGCCGCUAUUUCCGCUAUGGUGUGCGGGAACAUGGAAUGGCCGGUAUAAUGAACGGCAUUGCUGCCUACGGAACCCUCAUCCCAGCUGGCGGUACUUUCCUCAACUUCGUAUCCUAUGCCGCUGGCUCCGUCCGCCUAUCGGCACUUUCACAAGUUCGCACAAUCUACAUCGCAACCCACGACUCAAUUGGUCUGGGUGAGGAUGGCCCCACCCAUCAGCCCAUCGAGACUCUCGCCCACUUCCGCGCCUUGCCGAACAUCAUGGUCUGGCGCCCAGCUGACGGCAACGAGACAAGCGCUGCCUACUACUCUGCUUUGACCUCGCGACAUACUCCCUCCAUCCUCGCUCUGACCCGCCAAAACCUGCCACAGCUCGAAGCCUCAACCAUCGAGAAGGCGAUCCGUGGUGGAUACGUUGCCCUAGAGACAGAAAACGCCAACAUUACCCUCGUUAGCUCUGGGUCCGAGGUCAGCCUCUGCAUUGACGCCGCUAAGUACCUCAAGGAGAAGCACAACAUUGUUGCUCGCGUCGUCUCCAUCCCCUGCUUCGAGGUGUUCGACGUCCAGGACAAGGAAUACAGACUCUCCGUCAUUCCGGACGGUAUCCCCUCUAUGUCCGUUGAGGUCAUGAGCACCCUUGGCUGGGAGCGAUACUCGCAUGAGCAGUUCGGCCUCAACCGCUUCGGUGCUUCCGGCCCUUACAAGGAAGUUUACAAGAAAUUCGAUUUCACCCCCGAAGGUAUCAGCAAGCGCGCCGUCGCCACCAUCGACUUCUACAAGGGCUUCCCCGUCCGUUCCCCCAUCAACCGCGCCUUCCAGCAAAUCAUCUAAGCACAUAUAUUUAUAAACUCCGACCUCUAUUCACCAGAAACGUCUCUUGUGGGUGAAGGGUUUUCAAUGAAGUUUAUAAAAAGAAAAAGACAAGGCAUACAAGACUAAAGAGAAGCGAUGUCUUUAGACGGCCACAUACACACGCAUAGUGAAAAGAGGGAGAAAAAAUAAAACACAAGAGAUUCCUUUUUUAUUUUUUCCGUUCGCUGAACUAAAAACUUAAAGUUUUCUAUUUUACCCGUUCCUAUUCCAGCAUUCUUAACUCUAUCCCCGCGUCAUCUUGCAACCCAACCCCAUGGUUUCCACACUUCGUUUUUGUUGAAUUUUCGAGUUUCAUAGAUCUAUUUGUCACGGUUCUUACAUGAUUCAAAAUGAAAAAUACAAAAAUUGGUGUUUUUUAUUAUUUAUUGCUAUUUAUCUCUUACGGAUGUGAUUGCUCUAUUCGGAAUAUAUGGUUUGUAGUCGCUUUGGAGAAAUAUAUGUAAUGUACCCUUACCACGGUCUUAUUAUGUAUUGGUCAUAAUUACCUAGGUUAAACUAACCUCAAAUCGGGCGACUGAGCAAAGAUAGGUAGGGUAAGAUGGGAUAAAACCUCUUGAAAAUGAAUUCCUAACGCUCAUUAGUUGUAUUAUUGUGGACUGGCUUUUUCAUGUUUCUUUUUAUUUAUUUAUUUUCUUUUUUCUCGACUCUCUUGGUAUCCGCCAUGCAUUCAUUCCCCCUUGCAAUCAAAUGUAUGUGUACCAACCCCAGCUCACUGCGGCCCCUCCCACCUCAUAUUUCCUUGCCUAUAUCCCCCGCUAGGUAUUACAUCUCACCUACUCACCCUACAAGUGUAUCCCCCAUUAAUUAAAGAACAACAUCUUAAAAAAGAAACCUGCCCUCACCCUCCUUUACACAUCCAACGCCUUCCUCGCGAAAUUCGGCAACACAAAGCUCGCCCGGUGGAUCUCCUUGUUAUAAUAGCGGCACAGCUUCUCCUCCUCCUCACGCGUCCAGCUGCGCACGGGCUCGCGCACGUCCCGGUCCUUGUCCUUGCAGCAGACCAUGAACCCGAUCUGGCCGGACGGGUAGGUAGGGAUCGUCGUGUAGGCAUACUCGACCACGGGGAAGAUCUCGCGGAUGCUUCGCUUCAGGUCUGUGAUGAGAGAGAGGUGGAGCCAUUGGUUUUCGGCUGUUUGGGGGGAAAAGAUAGGGAUAGCGGGGGGCGUGGGAUUAGUAGUCUGUUUAUGGAAGGUUUGGGUGGAGGUAGCUUUUUUUUUUUUUUGGCUUUGCGUGUGAAGGGAAAGGGUGAGGUGGUGUGGUGAAAGGGGUGAAAGGGGUGAACUGGGGUUAGAGGUGGGUAAAUAAAUAAAACCCCCUCCCCCUAGGGAUAUAGAAGGGCAGUGUGUAUGUUGGUGCAUUUUUAAAUUUAUUUCUUCAAAGGCAGUAAUCACACGUGCAAGAAGGAUUGGGGGAAGGAGAUCGACGAACAACCUUGAGUGGUAACGACACCGCCUUCACGCAGCGCGUUGAACAGCAGCUCGAAGUAUGGUUUCUGGAACAGAGCCUCCGCAGGACCUUCUGGGUCGGAGCUGUCGGUGAUGAUGACAUCGAAUUCGUUCUUGCGAUCUGCGAGGAACUUGAACCCGUCGGCCACAUGAACCGUUACGUUGGGAUGUUGGAAGCCAACGCUCAUUCCGGGGAGGUAUUUUUUGGAGACGCGGAUGACGGCCUGUAUUUCGUCCGACAUAAGGGUUUUUGUCCUGGCAGCUCACACGAAAUCCACUUAUCUGCAUACAUACCUCGUCGAUGUCACAGAGCACAGCCUCCUCGACGCUCUCAUGCUUGACAACUUCGCGCAGGACACCUCCGUCACCUCCACCGAUGACGAGCACUUUUUUGGGGUUGGGGUGGGAGUUCAUGGCGAGAUGCGUGAUCAUCUCUUGGUAUCUAGUUAAUUGGCUAGAGUUAAUCGGAGAAACCACAUUUUAUAGGUAGCGGAGAGGGAAAAAGAGGGGGGGGAAGGGGGGCAACCGCCGUUUGCUGGAAAGGAUUGGGUGUCCGUCUAACAGCAACAUACGAGAAUUCAUCACGCUCUGUGCAUUGGAUGACAUUAUCCAGCACAAGGACAGUGCCGUGGUCGCUGCUCUCGAAUACCAGGACAUCUUGGUAUUUGGAUUUCUCAUGGUGAAGAAUCUGGUUGACUUUCAAGGUCAAUGCCUGGCCUGGCCACAUAUCGGAAACCUCCGAGAACCAGCCAUCUAAUUCAAUUCAAUUGAAUUCAUAACUCCUGAGUUAGUUUGAAGAAAAACGAAGACCUGUAAGCCGCUUCGGUACAGCAAAUUCGUGGGUUGGGUGGGAGAGGUUAUAUUGAGCCAUGAUGAUGAGGCAGCGCACCUUUGAUAGUGGGGUGGGUGAGUUCGCUCAUUGUGCGUUUUUGCAGGGUGGUAAGAGGACGAAAGAUGGAGGGAGUGCAGGAGAGUAGACGGGACGAACAAGAGGUGCGGAACGGGGGUUUAUAUAGGCGCAGCGAGAGGGGUCUGCGGCCGUGAGAUGGCAUGCGGAGGAGGAAGAGGAAGAAGAUGAAGCAGAAGAAGAGCGAGGUCUGAAAGCAGAAAUUAGGGCUAGAACUUUUUGGCUUACCCCGCCAUGACGAAAAUUACACGAACUGCAGAGCGGUUACGGGGAACGGUGCAGUGUAUCGCGGUAUUAUAUGGUAUUGUAUGAUAUCCGUUUGCGUAUUCCGCCGUUUCCACUGUAAUCUAUUGGACAUCUUGCGAUGAGAUGAGUGUAUUGUAAUGACGCCCGGUAUGUAUCUGUACACCAUACAUACGAAAGAUCAAUUUGACAA
Blastomyces dermatitidis ER-3 is the source of this 5456-nucleotide messenger RNA. RefSeq names its product transketolase. Gene Ontology annotation, cellular component: cytosol. Bases 569 to 2626 code for a protein of 685 amino acids. Gene Ontology annotation, biological process: pentose-phosphate shunt. Lineage: Eukaryota; Fungi; Ascomycota; Eurotiomycetes; Onygenales; Ajellomycetaceae. The transcript has 6 exons. The record is from RefSeq and is a predicted model, not a curated record. Gene Ontology annotation, molecular function: transketolase activity.